UUUCCUGCAGGUGUAAGAUGGUUUCUGGCUGUUGUCUGUGGAGUAGCUUCAUGAUGCCUCUUCUCAAUGUGACGGAAGACAGCGGCCCCAGCACGAACCCGACCCCUUAUUCGCCAUCAUCUCUGUCCUUCAUCACGUACUCCGCACUACCAUCAUCCCUCUCUCCGUCUCUUCCGCAGUCAAACUGCUCCGUGUCUCCUGCUCCCUCCUCUCAGCCGUAUAACUUCUACGCCGUGUUGUUGGUGCUGCUGAUCUUUUGCGUCGUGUUUGGUAACGUGCUGGUGUGCAUGGCCGUGUCACGAGAGAAAGCUCUUCAGACCACCACCAAUUACCUCAUCGUGUCUCUGGCCGUGUCAGACAUGCUGUUGGCGACGCUGGUGAUGCCCUGGGGCGUUUACCUGGAGGUUGUGGGUGAAUGGAGGUUCAGUCGAAUCCAUUGUGACAUCCUGCUGACCCUCGAUGUGAUGAUGUGCACCGCCAGCAUCCUCAACUUGUGUGCCAUCAGCAUCGACAGGUACACGGCCGUGGCGAUGCCGCUACUGUAUUACACGCGAUACAGCUCCAGGAGAAGAGUCACGCUGAUGAUCGCUGUCGUCUGGUUCCUUUCCUUUGCCAUUUCCUGUCCGCUGCUGUUUGGUCUCAACAACACAGCCAGUCGGGAAGGAAGAGACUGCAGCUUUGCCGACCCUGCAUUCGUGGUCUACUCGUCUGUCGCUUCCUUCUACGUUCCCUUCAUUGUCACACUGCUGGUGUAUGCGCAGAUCUGCGUGGUGCUGCACAGACGUGGCAGACGCACAGCACCUUCACGCAGACACGGCCUUCACCCUGAGCACAGAGACGGACGGAGACCACGCAAGAAUAAGUGCACUCAUCCUGAAGAUGUCAAGUUGUGUACUUUAAUCGUAAAACCUCCUACGCCGGCUCCGCAACGCAAGAAAGUGACGCUUGUGAAAGAGGCUGUGGUUCAUCCGCUGGAAGUAGAUCCGGUGUGUUUUCUGGGUCAGGAGAGAGAGCAGAUGCAGACGCAGAUCCCCGGAUGUGCUAAAAUCGCCCUCUCGCUGUCUGUGGCCCCGAGUCCCACUCGCCCCUGCUCCACGCAUUCGGCCCCGGGCCCUCGCAGGGCCACGUUGCAAGAGAGCUUGAACACCCGUCAGGGAUGGAGGGAGAGGAAUACAGAAAGAGAAAAAGGAGCCGCAGUGAAGGAGAGAGUGAGAGGACGACUGUCACAGCAGAAAGAGAGGAAGGCCACACAGAUGUUGGCCAUUGUUUUAGGUGUGUUCAUCAUAUGCUGGUUGCCGUUUUUCCUCACUCACGUGUUGAAAGCUCACUGCGGCAGCUGUUGCAUCUCUCCGUCGCUCUACAGCGCAGUCACAUGGCUGGGUUACCUGAACAGCGCUGUCAACCCCGUCAUCUACACCACCUUCAACAUCGAGUUCCGCAAAGCCUUCAUUAAGAUCCUGCACUGCUGA
Messenger RNA from Xyrauchen texanus (razorback sucker), 1469 nucleotides. RefSeq names its product dopamine receptor D2 like (gene drd2l). Gene Ontology annotation, molecular function: G protein-coupled receptor activity; dopamine neurotransmitter receptor activity, coupled via Gi/Go. The record is from RefSeq and is a predicted model, not a curated record. Gene Ontology annotation, cellular component: presynaptic membrane; glutamatergic synapse. The transcript has 8 exons. The coding region runs from base 18 to 1469 and encodes 483 amino acids. Gene Ontology annotation, biological process: adenylate cyclase-activating adrenergic receptor signaling pathway. NCBI's taxonomy places the organism in Eukaryota, Metazoa, Chordata, Actinopteri, Cypriniformes, Catostomidae.